Molecule: messenger RNA, 1224 nt
Organism: Dissoconium aciculare CBS 342.82
Lineage: Eukaryota; Fungi; Ascomycota; Dothideomycetes; Mycosphaerellales; Dissoconiaceae
Product: TBC-domain-containing protein
Exons: 3
Coding region: 1-1224 (407 amino acids)
Source: RefSeq, a predicted model, not a curated record
AUGAGCACACGUCAUGAUCGUGAUCAGCUCCCACCUACACUCGUCACUUCUGGCAAAGAGCCCAUAGAUCCCCAAGAAGUCGAGUGGAACAAAUUUCUUUUACGCCUUGCCAAGCAUCGAGAGCAGCGUCCAAACUCCAAUUCGAAGGAUAAUGAUGACGACCACAACGCUACAGAUACCGGCGAACUGAUUGGUGCAUCUCGCUUUGGUACCGAAGGCUCCGCUGGCCGGCAAAAACUGGAGCAUCUCAUGCGACUUGUGGUCGGAGGAAUACCAAUGCGACUCCGCCAUCCAAUCUGGAUGGAGCUCAGUCAUGCGACCACGAUCAUCCGCCCGGACGCCUAUCAGACCCUUCUGAACGAGGCCUCUUCGUUUAAGACAUCAAAUAGUGCUGACGAGAUGGAUGCGAUUCUGAAGGACGUACCUCGCACACUCACCUCGAAGUACGACUUCUAUGCUGAGCGCGGCCACGAUCGGCUGAAACGCGUCCUCGUUGCUUUCUGCCACAAGUAUCCAGGAUUAGGAUAUACCCAAGGGCUAAACAUGAUCGCCGGAUAUAUCCUUCUAGCCAUUCCUGAAGAGUCGGAUGCGUUCUGGCUUCUAUGCACAAUCAUCGAUGAUUUCUUCCCGACAGACUAUUUCGCCAGGGAUGCUGGGCUGAGUGGUCCACUAGUUGACAACGUUGUGCUUCGGGCCUACAUCCGCGAUCUCUUGCCCAAACUAAGUGAUCAUCUAGCAUUUUUGGACAUCCCUCCUGAACAGACUGUGCCAUUGAAUUGGUUCCUGACCGCAUUCACUGCAGUGCUCCCUGCAGAGGCGUUGCUGCGGGUGUGGGACAUCUGGUUGUGCCUGUCCGAUCUGAGAGGCUCCGGAUUGUUCCAUAUAGCACUGGCGUUAUUAUCCAUGCACACCAAACGUCUUUGCCAGUGUCAGACCGCAUCCGAUUACUAUGCCUACAUAUCCUCCCAAUGCCGACUCGUUCCACCCCUAGGAUCUCCACCGCCUGGACCUUCUCCGGACAAAAUUGCGGCGCUCAUCCGCCACGCUGUACAAUUGCGACGGAAGCUCGCACAAGUCGAGAUUCGGCGCGCGCUGGCGAUGAAGAAGUUACGCCGUCAUCCAAGCACAGAUGCAUUGUUCUCGCCCAGUCCGCCCACAGACCGCCGCACACUUACAGAAGAGCAUACAGACGAAGAAAGCGUAGAUGGAGAGGCGGAGCGAUGA